Molecule: messenger RNA, 1541 nt
Organism: Nematolebias whitei (Rio pearlfish)
Lineage: Eukaryota; Metazoa; Chordata; Actinopteri; Cyprinodontiformes; Rivulidae
Gene: slc49a4
Product: solute carrier family 49 member 4
Exons: 9
Coding region: 1-1383 (460 amino acids)
Biological process (GO): transmembrane transport
Cellular component (GO): membrane; intracellular membrane-bounded organelle
Molecular function (GO): transmembrane transporter activity
Source: RefSeq, a predicted model, not a curated record
AUGGGUGCUGGGUCGAGCACCGAAGCGGAAAGGGAGCCCCUUCUCGGUCCGGCUUACGUGGGGACGAACACCCAGCCGGUCCACAGCCGAGUUUACGGCCGAAGAUGGCUGGUUCUGACCCUGUUUUCCCUGCUGGGUCUACUGCAGGGGAUGGUGUGGAACUUCUGGGGUCCCAUUGAGAACUCAGCCGUUCAGGCUUAUGGAUUCAGCAAGUCUGACAUCGCGGUUCUGGUGCUGUGGGGCCCAGUGGGCUUCAUCCCCUGGUUGCUGUUUAUGUGGUUAAUGGAUAAAAAGGGUCUGCGGUCCUCUCUUCUCCUCUCGGCCUUCUUCAUGCUGCUCGGGGCGGCUCUGCGAAGCAUCCCGGUGACAGACAAGCCCCUCAGACGAUGGAUGAUCCACGGAGGCCAGUUUCUAAACGGUUUGGCUGGGCCAACCAUCAUGAGUGCUGGCCCCUUCCUCUCCACCACGUGGUUCGCCCCCGAUCAGAGAGCAACAGCAACGGCCGUGGCCACACUCUUCUCCUAUUUGGGAGGCGCUGCUUCUUUUCUGGUGGGACCUCUUAUCGUUCCGGCUCCCAAUGACUCCCAGGCAGCGACGGGGCUUUCCAACAGCUCCAUUCCAAGCAGAAUACAGCUCGUUAUGUAUGCAGAAUUGGCUGCAAUCGCGGUGCUUUUUACAGCCGUGCUGCUCUACUUCCCAUCUCGCCCACCGGUUCCUCCUAGUGUGGCCGCAGCAAGCCAGAGACUCAGUUACAGGAGCAGCAUCUGCAGACUUCUGAGCAAUUUCCGGUUCUUGAUGAUUGCCCUGGCCUAUGCAGUCCCAACUGGAGUCAUUGCUGGCUGGUCGGGAGUCCUGGACAUGGUUCUUACACCAGUUAAUGUCAGCCAGGUGAAUGCAGGCUGGGUGGGUUUCUGGUCCACAGUGGGUGGAUGUAUUUUUGGAGUGGCAAUGGCCAGAUUUGCAGACUCGAUCCGUGGGAUGCUGAAGCUGAUCCUAGUGCUGAUGUUGGCAGGAGCCUCGCUUUCCUCUACCUGGUUCACCCUCACCUGUCUGAGCAGCUUUACCCACCUCCCAUCCACUUCUGCCAUCUUGUACACUUCCUGCAUCCUGGUUGGUAUUUUUAUCAACAGCAGCGUGCCGAUAUUCUUUGAGCUCUUCAUUGAGACCGUGUACCCGGUCCCUGAAGGCAUCACCUGUGGGGUUGUCACCUUCCUGGGAAACCUGGCCACUGGUCUGCUCCUCUUCUUCCUCACCUUUUACUGCACAGAUGUGUCAUGGCUGAACUGGUGUGUGACCGGCUCCUGUCUCUUCAGCCUUGUCCUCAUCCUCUUCUUCAGGGAGUCCUACGAUCGUCUCUACCUGGACGUCUUUGUCUCUGUGUGAGACAGAAGAGAAAAAAAUCUUUGAAGUUCUUGCUGUAGCACGAGGAGGAGGGAAAAGUGGAGUUGAAAAGCGACUGGGAAGCUUUUGCUCUUUGUAAGGUGUAAUAUUUUAGGACGUGUACAUACUGGUUACCGUAGAGAUGAUAACUUAUUGUUUAG